AUGGGCACGCAUACGAAUCGUGCGUAUUUAAAUUCCUGUGUUAAAGUGCCUAUAGAUCCGUGCAAUAAUUGUCCAGCGCCCGUCUACAAUCGUCCGAAGCUGUGCAUGGGAAAGCAGGAGAAACCAACUGGGGCGUGCUCCAAGUCCGUGGAUGCAACAGCAACGGCGACGGCAACAUGGACUGGCCAAACGGGCAUCAGGUGCUUGGCCAAGUUCUAUGACAGCAUACCAGACUACUGCGAGGUGAAGCAUCUGCACAAAGCAGAGUUCUACUCAACGCUGGAAAGCCUGCGCACCACCAGCAGAAAGCUUCGGGCUCAACCUGCUCCUCCAGAGCCGGUUAAGGAGCGUUGUGGCAGUGCAACUCCAAGCAGUGGAUCCCUAAAAACAAAGCAGCGAAAUGUUAAGAGCAAAAAGGCGAAAAAGAAACCACAGGCAUUGUUUUUGACUUCCAGCAUACCACCUCUGGCCUUACCAGACCAGGUAUUCCCCGCUCCCGACACCCACAGCUCCACUUGCUUAAGUGAAGAGUAUGACAAGUGUCUGCGAGAUUUAAGCCGGCUAAAGAGUUUUAAGCACGAUUUUGCCAUUGAGGUAGCCGACUUUAAACGAUCCCUUAAGAGCUUCGAGCUGGAAUUCAAGCGCAAUGCGGAGCGUCCCAAAUCCACCAGCAGGAAUGGCACACAGACUAUACCCAAGGUGACAACGACAACUCCAACUCCAGCUCCAACUCCAAAGGCUAAGAUUCCUGCUAUGCACACAGCUGAGCGUGCUAAAUGCAGACGUGAGAUCCUGCGUCGAUCCUUAAGUGUCAAUGAUUUAAGUGGCAAUGCAGCCAAGUCCACACUGAUGCCGAUGAGUAACUACUUUUCGGUCAAGGAUGUAGCAGUCGGCUGCAAUGAGUUGCCCAAAUUACAUAUUGAAUCCCCAUCGGUGUCUUCCAAGCGCAGUGGCAGCAGUGUCGCCUCCGGCUCCAGUCGCGUCCGUAGACGUCGCGGACGAAAGGUGAAAGUAUCAUCCGCGGAUACGGAGAAACAGCCCGUCCCGCUGCUGAGCAUCUUUGAGCUAGAGCAGCUGCCAAAGCGGACACCAAGCGUAUCUCCACAGCAUCCAGUGGCACGACCCAAUCUGGCAGCUACUCUUCGUGCUGAGGUUUCACGCAAAAAGGUUAAGGAGCUGCAGAACAACUGCACCUACCAUGAUCCCAGGCCUCAGUUUGACUGGGAGGUGCGCAAGACGCCCGCCUGGAAAUCCUUAUCGCUCAAUGAAUCCCAUAAGGCGCUGCUGUCUAUACGCCUGGCCACUCGCAAGGCGGAACAGGCGUUUCAGGAGCGUCAGUAUGAACUGCACAUGCAGAUGAUGCAGCAGCGUGUCAAAUCCGCACCACUGCUCCUCGAAGGACCCACCUACUGGGGCCCAGAGGUGGGCAAGCUGAGUCACACCUGUCGCAGCGAGGGCAUGCGUCACACCUGCGAGAGCCAACAGCGACGGAGCAAACAGCACAAGAAGAAGUGCAGCAACAGUCGCUGCCCGACUGCAGCCACAGAUGCGGAGGUGAAGCUUCAACAGAUCCGCAAGAUUUACGGCUCUCAGCUCAAGCCUGGCUCUCGGCAAUCUCAGCGCUCCAGCUCGCGACGUCGUAUUCCGCAAGAGACACCUGAUCCCCACGACAGUGCAGAUGAUCUCUGUAGUGUGGAUCGUGCAUUCCUAUAAAGAUUAACUAGCCACAAAUAAUACAAGUAAAAAUUCUUUUGUCUACCCAA
Messenger RNA from Drosophila innubila, 1763 nucleotides. RefSeq lists its product as uncharacterized. The record is from RefSeq and is a predicted model, not a curated record. The coding region runs from base 1 to 1713 and encodes 570 amino acids. NCBI's taxonomy places the organism in Eukaryota, Metazoa, Arthropoda, Insecta, Diptera, Drosophilidae. The transcript has 3 exons.